CCACAAUUCACAAACAACAUCAAUAAUCAAUCAUCAAACAAAAAUGGCGAUGGUAAGUCUCGCUAGGCGUAGAGCAGCGACGCUGUUUGCUUCAUCGUCAAACUACUCUUUCAAUGUCACCAGGGGAUUCUCCUCGGGAUCUGAUGAAAACGACGUUGUCGUUAUUGGCGGCGGCCCCGGUGGUUACGUCGCCGCUAUCAAGGCGGCGCAGCUUGGCCUCAAGACCACCUGCAUCGAGAAGCGUGGGACUCUCGGUGGAACCUGCCUCAACGUCGGCUGCAUCCCUUCUAAGGCGUUGCUUCAUUCCUCCCAUAUGUAUCAUGAAGCUAAGCAUUCAUUCGCCAAUCAUGGUGUAAAGGUUGCUUCUGUUGAAGUUGAUCUACCGGCUAUGAUGGCUCAAAAAGAUAAAGCUGUGGGUAAUUUGACCAAAGGCAUUGAGGGUUUGUUGAAGAAGAACAAAGUAACAUACGUCAAGGGAUAUGGCAAGUUCCUUUCCCCAACUGAAAUUUCUGUUGAUACUCUCGAUGGAGGAAACACAGUUGUGAAAGGAAAGAACAUCAUUAUAGCUACUGGUUCUGAUGUCAAAAGUCUCCCAGGAAUAACUAUUGAUGAAGAGAAAAUUGUAUCGUCUACUGGUGCGUUAGCCUUAAAAGAGAUCCCUAAGAAACUUAUAGUUAUAGGGGCUGGGUAUAUUGGUCUUGAAAUGGGUUCAGUUUGGGGUCGGCUGGGGUCAGAGGUUACCGUGGUUGAAUUUGCAUCAGAAAUUGUUCCGACCAUGGAUGGUGAAGUCCGGAAGCAAUUUAAACGUUCCCUCGAGAAGCAGAAGAUGAAAUUCAUGCUCAAUACUAAGGUGGUAUCUGUUGACACCGCAGGAAAUGGUGUGAAGUUGACCCUCGAACCAUCAGCUGGUGGUGAACAAACAACUCUUGAGGCUGAUGUGGUUCUUGUUUCUGCGGGUAGAACUCCAUUCACUGCUGGGCUUCAGUUGGAUAAGAUAGGUGUUGAAACCGAUAAAGUUGGACGGAUUUUGGUGGACAAGCGGUUCACGAGCAAUGUACCUGGUGUGUUUGCCAUUGGUGAUGUUAUUCCAGGUCCUAUGCUAGCUCACAAGGCCGAAGAAGAUGGUGUUGCCUGUGUGGAAUUUAUUGCUGGGAAAGAAGGGCACGUGGACUAUGAUCUGGUCCCUGGAGUUGUGUACACGCAUCCUGAGGUGGCGUCUGUUGGAAAAACUGAGGAACAGGUGAAAGCGCUUGGAGUUGAAUAUCGUGUGGGCAAGUUUCCGUUGUUAGCAAACAGCAGAGCAAAGGCGAUUGAUGAUGCUGAGGGAUUGGUCAAGAUUCUUGCUGACAAGGAGACAGAUAAGAUAUUGGGUGUCCACAUAAUGGCACCGAAUGCAGGGGAGCUUAUACAUGAGGCUGUUUUGGCGUUGCAUUAUGGAGCAUCAAGUGAAGACAUUGCUCGCACUUGCCAUGCGCAUCCAACUAUGAGUGAGGCGUUGAAGGAAGCUGCCAUGGCCACUUAUGACAAGCCCAUUCACAUUUAGAAACUUGCAUUCUUAUUUCGUUUUUGUUGUUUUUUGAAAUUUCUUGACUGAAGUUUGCACAGGUUUUCUCGAUUCGUGCCCCCUUCCUUACACACAAAAAAGAUUUGAUAAUUGAACAAGAUUUAAUGGUGCUUCCUUCAUUUUCACUUGUUCUUGUUCAUUAUUGUACUGUGAAUUUGAAUGUUCAUUCCAGAUGAUUAUGUAAUAACUUGAGAAGCAAUUCAAAUGUUGGAGCUUUUGUUAAAGCUGAAGUUAUAUGCAAUUAUGUUGAAUGA
Erythranthe guttata (spotted monkey flower) is the source of this 1818-nucleotide messenger RNA. RefSeq names its product dihydrolipoyl dehydrogenase 1, mitochondrial. Gene Ontology annotation, molecular function: dihydrolipoyl dehydrogenase (NADH) activity; flavin adenine dinucleotide binding. The record is from RefSeq and is a predicted model, not a curated record. Lineage: Eukaryota; Viridiplantae; Streptophyta; Magnoliopsida; Lamiales; Phrymaceae. Gene Ontology annotation, cellular component: mitochondrion; oxoglutarate dehydrogenase complex. Gene Ontology annotation, biological process: 2-oxoglutarate metabolic process; pyruvate metabolic process.